Camelina sativa (false flax) is the source of this 1021-nucleotide messenger RNA. RefSeq names its product rho GDP-dissociation inhibitor 1. Gene Ontology annotation, molecular function: protein binding; Rho GDP-dissociation inhibitor activity. Lineage: Eukaryota; Viridiplantae; Streptophyta; Magnoliopsida; Brassicales; Brassicaceae. Gene Ontology annotation, biological process: Rho protein signal transduction. The record is from RefSeq and is a predicted model, not a curated record. Gene Ontology annotation, cellular component: cytoplasm; cytosol; membrane.
AUAGGAUCACCACAUGACCAUUUCUUCAAGCUCCAAAUAUAAACUUCCCUCAACAAAACACACCAAAACUCUCUUUCUCUUCAUCUCUCUUCUUUCCUCUAUAGCUAUCGUAGCAUUCUAAUCCAAUCCAACGGUUGACAUUGUCUAAGAUCUUAUUAGAUCAACAAGAGAAUUUGAUUAUUUUUGUUUAGUUUUUUUGGUUAGAGGAAAAUUAAGAUGGCUUUGGAUGAUGAGAAGAAGGAAGGAGAAGCUUCGGGAGAGACAUCAGAAAAAGAAAUUGGGUUAAGCAGACAGAACAGUCAGAGCUCUUUGUCUCCGACAGAGGAUGAUGAAGACGAUGAAGACAAGAAGCUCCAACUCGGUCCCAUGAUCGCUCUCAAAGAACAACUUGAGAAAGACAAGGAUGAUGAAAGCUUGAGGAGAUGGAAGGAACAGCUUCUUGGCAUCGUGGAUUUAGAGGAUGUUGGAGAGACACCGGAUCCGGUAGUAAAGAUACUAGAACUCACAAUUAGAUCACCGGACAGAGAGGAAAUGGUAUUGACGAUACCCGAGGAUGGGUUGCCGAACCCGAAAGGCCCUUGGUUUACCAUAAAGGAAGGUUCUAAGUACACUCUCGUCUUCAACUUCCGUGUCACAAACAAUAUCGUUUCAGGCCUUCGCUAUAACAAUACCGUAUGGAAAACUGGCGUUAAGGUGGAUAGUACGAAAGCAAUGCUUGGGACGUUUAGUCCUCAAGCUGAGCCUUACCAACAUGUAAUGCCUGAAGAAACGACACCGUCUGGUAUAUUUGCUAGAGGAUCCUAUUCCGCAAGAACUAAGUUCGUUGACGACGAUAAUAAGUGCUACUUGGAGAUCAACUACACCUUUGACAUCCGCAAGAGUUGGCAAUGAUCCACCGAAUCAUACAUUCUCUCAAGUCUAAACCAAAGCUCAUUUUGAUAAUUUUUUUUUAUUAUUAUCUUACAUUCGAUUAUGCAGACUAGAAAAUUUUUAUUUUAGCUUUCGAUUAAAUGAGCAUGAA